Molecule: messenger RNA, 2088 nt
Organism: Oikopleura dioica
Lineage: Eukaryota; Metazoa; Chordata; Appendicularia; Copelata; Oikopleuridae
Source: the annotation of a GenBank genome assembly
AUGUCGAACAACUUGACAUUGAACUUGGCUCAGCUCCAGAACAAAAUCAAGCGCGAUCCGCCUGGAUUCCGCGAUGAGUACGAAUCCCAAGUCCACAGAUUCAAGACCUCACUGGAGCUUCAACAAUUAUACCCUGAAAAUGAUCAUACGACAUUAUCAGAAACAAUGAUCUUCCUGGCUUCUACUGCUCAUUGCUACAAGGAAGACAUGAAAAACUACGGCAACGAGCUCGCCCAGCUGAUCGAAACUUCCGGUCACUCGUUCUCUUCAAAGCUUCGUCAGGACAUCGUCAAAUCGUUGAUGCUUCUCAGAGGCAAGCAGAUGAUCGAAGACAAGGUGCUAUUCGAGCUCUUUUUCAAGCUCUUCCGAAUGAAAGACAAGAAAAUACGCGAAACUGUUCACAAAUUCAUCGUCAACGAUGUCAAGCGAAUCAAUUUAAAGAGCAAGAACCAUGCUGUAAAUAAGUCACUGCAAAACUUCAUGUACACGAUGCUGCAGGAUCAAGACGUCACGGCAUCGUUUAAAAGUCUCCAAGUUACCGAGGAUUUGUACAGAAAGAAUGUUUGGAAUGACGAAAAGACGGUUAAUGUUAUCGCGGCUGCUUGUUUCCAUGGCCAUCAAAAGAUUCAAUCGCGCGCCCUCAAUUUCUUCCUCGGAAACGACCAGAAGUCGGAAGACCACGACUCAGACGACGACGAAGACCCUGACGAACGUCGACAGCGAGAAAAGAACGAACUAAAGCUUCCCACUGCUCGUGACAUCAUGGUCAGAUUUCAAACUGGCAAGAAAGGAGCCAAGAACAAGAGAAAGAAGAAGAAGAUGAUGGCGCGAAUUGCCAAGAAGUCAAACAAGGGUCAGAACAGAGACGCCAUCAACUUCACAGCGAUUGACAUGCUUCACGAUCCUCAGAGCUUCGCGGAGAAGCUUUUCAAGCAACUGGAGUCGACAAAUGGCGACUUCGCGUUAAAAUUACUUCACAUUCGGGUGAUCGCGCGAGUUAUUGGCGUGCACAAGCUGGUUAUUUACAACUUCUACCCAUAUCUGCAAAGAUUUCUUAAUCCUAGCCAGCGAGAUGUCACUCUCGUUCUACAGGCGGCUGCACAUGCUACUCACGAUCUAGUACCUCCAGAAGUCUGUGAAGAAAUGGUUCGAUGCAUUUCCAAUCAGUUUAUUACCGAGCGAAAUUCGGGCGAAGUAAUGGCGGUUGGUUUGAACUCUGUUCGAGAAGUAGCAGCGAGAAAUCCACUUGCCAUCGGUGAUGAUCUGCUUCAAGACCUCACACAGUACAAAAAACACAUCGACCGAGGAGUCAAAGCUGGCGCAAAGGGUCUCAUCACUCUCUACCGUCAAGAAGCGCCAAUGCUUCUCGCCAAAAAAGAUCGAGGCAAACCGAACGAGCAUCAGCGACAAAUCGUUCCCUACUCUUACGGGCAAUCGAAGGCGUUGGACUUCAUUCCUGGCGCUGAAACGCUUCCUCUUCGUGGACCGGAGGAGGAAGAAGAAGUAAUGGAGGAAGACAAGCCAACGGAGUGGGUUGAUGGAGAGUGGCAAGAUGUUGAGCAUGAUAUUGAACAGGACAUUGAGAAAGAAGAGAUUGAAAAACGAACAGAAACGGAGGCUAAACUCGAAGAAAAAGUCGGCCGAGAGGAACUUCUGAAAAUGAAGCAAGAAAAGGCGAAGAAUGUUCUCACAACUCGGGUUCUGACUGAUGCCGAGUUCCAGAAGAUCAAGAUUGAGCAGGCGACGCAAAAGGCUGUUGAUAUUCAUCGAAAGGUUACUCCGUCGAGCUUGUUGUCUGCGGAAAACAGCUCGAAUCUCGUAGAGCUAAAGAAGAUCGAACAAGUGGCUAGUAGAAGAGCGCACAGUAAGGAAGACAGACUGGCUACAGUCUUGGCUGGACGAGAAGGGCGAGAAAAGCAAAAGCUAAAUCCAUACGCUUCAUCGACAAACAAAGACAAGCGAAAGCAAAAACCCUUCCAGAUGGUGAUGCACAAGGUCGCAAAGAAGCAGACAGGAAGAUCGUACACCCAAAAGAAGAAGGCGCUGCAAGAAAGUUUAAAAAAGCAACUGAAAAGUUACAAGCAUUAA